Molecule: messenger RNA, 1914 nt
Organism: Polyodon spathula (Mississippi paddlefish)
Lineage: Eukaryota; Metazoa; Chordata; Actinopteri; Acipenseriformes; Polyodontidae
Product: glia-derived nexin-like
Exons: 9
Coding region: 122-1297 (391 amino acids)
Biological process (GO): negative regulation of plasminogen activation; negative regulation of endopeptidase activity
Molecular function (GO): serine-type endopeptidase inhibitor activity
Source: RefSeq, a predicted model, not a curated record
UGCACCAGGUCGAAACAAACUGUCAUUCAAUAGUGGCUGUCUGGAGAAACAGUAUUACUCUAUAUAAGAGGCUGUAAUUGACAGACAUUUACAUUUGGGCUCGUGAUUUGAGGAGGUAACUAUGGGACAUCUCUCUGUUCUCCUCCUCGUUGGAGUGGCAGUGUCUUCUGUUUGCUCUCAGUACUCUGGAGAGUCUGGCUCUGACAUCGGGAUCCAGGUCUUCGAUCAGCUUGCAAAGUCCAGACCGCAGGACAAUCUCGUCCUGUCUCCUCACGGGAUAGCAAACGUGCUUGGAAUGCUGCAGCUUGGAGCAGAAGGAAAGACCAAGAAGCAGCUUGUGACAGCUAUGAGAUACAAUGUGAACGGAUCUUUUAAAAUGCUGAAAAGAGUACAGAAGAGCCUAGCCUCUGGGAAGAAUAAAGACCUUGUUACCAUAGCCAAUGCAAUGUUUGCACAGAGCGGUUUUAAAAUGGAAGAUGCCUUUGUCUCCAGUAACAGAGAGGUAUUUCAAUGUGAAAGCAGAAGUUUGGAUUUUAAUGAUCCUAACCGGGCCGCAGCUUCUGUCAAUCACUGGGUUUCAAACCGAACCAGAGGUAUGAUUGACAACCUUGUAUCUCCUGACAUGCUCAGUAGUGCCCUAACAAGGCUAGUAGCGGUGAAUGCCAUUUACUUCAAAGGCAUGUGGAAAUCUCGGUUUCAGCCCAGUAACACAAAGAAGCGCAAUUUUAAUGGUGGAGAUGGGCAAGUAUACCAAGUGCCCAUGAUGUCACAGCUGUCUGUAUUCAACAUUGGCUCAACAAGCACCCCUGAUGGUUUGCAAUACACGGUCAUUGAGCUGCCUUACCAUGGAAACAGUAUGAGUAUGUUAAUUGCCUUGCCCGUGGAAGACAGCACUCCUCUGUCAGCUAUCAUUCCUCACAUCAGCACAAAAACUAUUCAGCGCUGGAUGGAACUGAUGCGCCAAAGAAAGGUUCGGCUGGUCAUUCCGAGGUUUACUGCCGAGGCAGAAACUGAUUUGAAGGCGCCUCUCUUGGCUCUUGGUAUCACAGACAUGUUUGAUCAGAAGGCAAACUUCAGAAGCAUUACGAAGUCUGAACAACUCAGUGUUUCCCAAGCAUUGCAGAAAGCUAGACUUGAGGUGAAUGAAGAUGGAACAAAAGCAUCUGCUGCAACUGCUGCUAUUUUACUGGCCCGGUCUUCCCCUCCAUGGGUCAUUGUAGACAGACCUUUCCUUUUCUUUGUUCGACACAACCCAACAGGUACGGUGCUGUUUAUGGGACAAAUUAACAAGCCGUAGGAAGCCAAUGCAUUGAGAGGAAGCUUUUUUUUUUUUUUUUCUUCCCCUCUUCCAAGAUCUCUCUCUUUUUUGGUCCAGCAUUUCUCGUUGGAAAGAUUUUAAACCUUUUUUUUUAUACUGUAAUUUUGACACAGUAUUAAUUUGUACUACUGAAGCGAUUUAUUUAAUUGGGAGCACAUCAGUGGGAAAUGCCCUUUUAUUCUUUUAACUCCAUUGUUGUAGUGUGUACAGAGCAUAUUGUUAGGGUUAACUUGUGUGAUGUUUGAAGCAGUGGACACAGGCAUUGCGUCUUAUAAUGGCAGCAUGUAAUACAAUUCUGAAUGCAAACCAAAUGUGGUCUCAUUUGUGAAUAUAUUAAUACAGUGAAACCAAUCUAGUACUGUCGGUAUAGAAAAACAUGAGUUGCAUCUGCAUAUUUCCAUGUAUUGUUUGUAUGCAGAUUGAAUGAGAUAAUUUUUUAAUAUAAUUAGGUAAAGAAGCAAACAUCACAUAGCAUUAAGGGAUUGUAGUGUGCUUUUUUUUUUCUUUUUUGCAAUUCAAGAAUGUAAAUAAGGCUUUGUGUUUGCGGUAACUUUUUUUUUUUUUUAAAUCAAUAAAAACUUAAAAUACAAUGCUCA